AUGCAGAUUUGCCAAGAUCCGAAACCUAUCAUGCGAGACACCUAUAACAUGUUUAAAGGUGGGGGUGAUCCAGAAAAGUUCAUAAGGUUAGAAUCUAGAAAAACAUCUCAUUUUUGUGCGUCUCCCGAUAUAUUCUCAUGUGGUGGUGUUGGUUGUGGAGAUGGUGGUGGAAGUGGAGGUUUUGGAGGAGGUGGUGGUGGUGGCGGUGGCGUGGCAGUGGCGGUGGCGGUGGCGGUGGAGGUGGUGAAUGUGGUGGUGCAAGUGGUGGAGUUGGAUGUGGAAGUAGAGAUUUUGACCGAGAAAAUUCUGAUAUCGGAGACAGGGUCGAGUUCCAGAGCCGUAGAAUUGGACCAUAUUCAGGAGGAGAUUGAGGAGGUGUCUGCCGUUCCGGAAGUGAAGGAGGAGAAGAAGAGCAGAAAUCCUUUGAGGAAGGGGUCGGAAGGUGAAGAGGUGCGAGCUAUGCAGGAAGCAUCGCAAAAACUUGAUUUUACUUGGGUGAGGAAGACAUGGAGUUUUCCAGCUUCUCAAGUGGGACCAAACGUGCUGUCAAGACUUGGCAACUUUAGCGAACCACUACAUAGGCUGAAACAUAGUAAUUCUUCUAAUGGUUGCGUGGGUUAUGUUGUUUGGGAAGAUACAAAUGGAGCUGCAGUUACUUCUGGAACAGAAAUUUCAGAGGUCCAGCAAACACUUGUGAAAGAAGGUGUUACAAAAGUAGAGGUAUCUAAGCAUCGUGUUUUUCUCCUUGGAGAGAACCGCUGGAAAGAUUCGUCUGGACUUAGCAGGAACCAAAAAAACGUAGGUGAAAGCAAGACAGUGAAUACCACAACAAGGUGUGUUACUUGUCGAGGGGAGGGUCGCUUAUUGUGCGCAGAAUGUGAUGGAACAGGCGAGCCAAACAUUGAAGAACAGCAGUUCUUGGAUUGGGUGGAAGAGGGAGCAAAAUGUCCAUAUUGUGAAGGUCAUGGGUUUACAAUUUGCGAAGUAUGUGAAGGGGCAACAGUAGCUUAA
Messenger RNA from Prunus armeniaca (apricot), 1011 nucleotides. NCBI's taxonomy places the organism in Eukaryota, Viridiplantae, Streptophyta, Magnoliopsida, Rosales, Rosaceae. The record is from the annotation of a GenBank genome assembly.